Molecule: messenger RNA, 1503 nt
Organism: Orbilia oligospora ATCC 24927
Lineage: Eukaryota; Fungi; Ascomycota; Orbiliomycetes; Orbiliales; Orbiliaceae
Exons: 3
Coding region: 1-1503 (500 amino acids)
Biological process (GO): transmembrane transport
Cellular component (GO): membrane
Molecular function (GO): transmembrane transporter activity
Source: RefSeq, a predicted model, not a curated record
AUGUCGUCAACUGCAACCUCCACAACGAUGUCGAAGGACGGUAAUCUCGAACUAUCUUCCUUCGUCACACAGCCACCACAAGCAGCAACAGAAGCUAGUUCGUCCUCAAGGAAGUCUCAUAGGCUUGGUACAUACGAUGACGAAAUCAGGAUAUCUACUACGCCUCCAAGGGGCAAGUCUAGCGUUGAUGUCGACAUUGAAUCUCAACCACCGUCACCCACUAGGGACUCUGAUACUCCACCAGAGAGAGCAGUUACGGCGCAUAAUACAGCCAUGGAAUAUAACGUUCGGUGGAAAACCGCCGCCACAUUCUUUUCCUUAUGGAUGGCCGGGUUUCAGGAUGGUAGUACUGGCGCGUUGAUUCCAUAUCUAAAAGUUAGGUAUGACAUUGGUUUGGCGUUCGUGGCUUUGGUUUAUAUUUCGACAUUCUUGGGCUGGUUUACGGCGGCGAUGAUAAAUGUUCAUUUGAUUGGGAAGUUGGGUAUGGGAGGGGUUUUGUUCGUAGGAAGUAUUUUACAAUUGACACAGUAUGUCCUACAAUGCUGGCAACCACCAUAUCCCCUUUUCGUUAUUGCAUUCUUCAUCGGAGGAAUUGGUGUCGCCAUCCAAGACGCCCAAACGAAUACGUUCAAUGCCAACCUUCCUCGUGCCCACCUCUUCUUGGGACUCGGCCACGGUUUCUAUGGCGUCGGUGCACUCGUUUCACCCCUGAUCGCUGCCACAAUCGCCAAUUCGACGCCGGAUUUUAGAUACUGGUACUAUUUCUACUUCGCUGCCGUCGGACUUGCAGUUUGUAAUCUUAUCUUCAUCUCUGUUACAUUCCGUGAAGUCAUAUUCCCGCCUCUCCUACGCAAACUUACAGGGAAGGCCUCGGCCGAAGACCUAGAACGGUCGGACAAGAAAAAUAGCAAAGAAUCACAUAAAGACUUCAAGGCCAUCAUCAGUAGGAAGGAGGUAUGGAUCUUCGCAGCCUACUUUUUUGCAUAUGUUGGUGCGGAAGUUACAGCUGGUGGAUGGGUCGUGGAGUUUAUGAUUGAAGUCAGAAAGGGCAAGCCGAGUCAGGUUGGAUAUAUUGGGUCUGCUUUCUGGGGCGGUUUGACUCUCGGUCGGUUUGUUCUUGCUGAGCCGACGAAUCGGUGGGGUGAACGCCGUAUGGUGCUCAUCUACACGGGUCUUGCGAUAGCUGUCGAAUUAGUAUUUUGGUUCGUGCCGAAUAUUGUAGUCAGUGGGGUUAUGAUUGGUCUCUUGGGUUUCCUGAUUGGACCAUUCUUCCCGGUAGGUAUUAGUCUGGCCACCAAGUUGAUCCCUCGAGAACUUCAUGCGGGGUCAAUCGGGUUUAUGACAGUGUUGGGUAGUGCUGGAGGGGCCGUUUUCCCAUUUUUAACGGGUGCGGUAGCCAGUUCGAAAGGUGUGCAGGUGUUGCAACCGAUUCUGUGUGCGCUGUUUGUGGUACAGAUUUUGUUGUGGCUGUGUAUUCCACGGGUAAAGCAGCCUUCGAAAUAG